UAUCCGUUAGAAUAGACCACAGCAAGCACCGUUGAAAAAAGCUCGGAAUCAGCAUGGAUAGCGUUAAACUGGACCUCUCAAAUAUGCUAGAUCCUCAUAACAUCAGUAAUACGUAAAGGUCUGUCUUCCUAUCUAUAUCACUUGCAGAUACCUCGUUUUCUUUUGAAUUCGUCGUGCCCAGAUCUUAUAAACGCGAUGGCAGAUGCGGAGUUGCAAACCUUCACAUCCAUUAUGGACACUCUCGUGCGCAUAAGCUCCAAUAUGAAGAGUAUAGAGAGAGAAUUGCAUUGCCCAGUGUGCGAGGGGAUGGUGAAGCAGCCAAUUGUGUUGCCAUGUCUACACAGUGUGUGCGUGCUGUGUGCAGCAGAGGUUUUGGUUCAGAGGGGCUACCCUCAACCUGAGCUCCCCCCAGAGCCCAACACUCCGACCUCCAGUCCCAACAUGCGCUCUCCCCGACAGACACGUAGACCUCCGCCCAAAACAGAUCGCCUGGACCGAGUGAUCAGAACAGUAUGUGGGACACAUCCAGGACGCAGACGUAAAGACACCCCUCCUGUGAUCAUGCAGUUCCCCUGUCCCACCUGCGGAAAGGAUGUGGAGCUGGGAGAGAGAGGGCUUGCAGACUGUCUCAGAAACCUCACACUGGAGCGCAUCGUUGAGAGGUACAGGCAGACUGUGAGUCUUGGCAGCAUGGCAGUUAUGUGCCAGUUCUGCAAGCCUCCUCAGGCUCUGGAGGCCACCAAAGGUUGCGCUGACUGCAGGUCCAACUUCUGUAAUGAGUGCUUUAAACUGUACCACCCCUGGGGAACACCACGAGCCCAACACGAACAUAUCCUCCCUACACACAGCUUCAGACCCAAGGUAUUAGUGUGUGUGGAACAUGAGCAUGAGAAGUUGCAGUUUUACUGUAGAUCAUGCCAGCAACUGUUGUGCCCACUUUGUAAGCUGCGCCGUUCCCAUAGUGGCCACAAGAUCAUGCCCAUUGCAUUGGCCUACCAAACUCUAAAGGAGAAAAUCACCAAAGAGAUGAACUACAUCUUGGCCAAUCAGGAUGCUGUACAGGCACAGAUCACCCAAGUAGAGAGUGGCAUUGCUCAGACUGAGGUGAACAGCGCAGUGGCUAAGGAGCAGUUGAAUCAGUGUGUGAGUGAAUUGCGUGGGGUGCUGGCAGAGCGUCAGGGGGCAUUGGCCAUGUCGCUGGAGGGGGCUCGAGCACAGCGGGCAGGGGUUCUGAAUGCUCAGCUCUCAGAAAAACAGAGUCUUAUGGAAAAUGCUGGACUACUCACAUACACUCAGGAGUUGCUUAAAGAAACUGACCAACCCUGCUUUGUGCAGGCUGCCAGAGUCACACACAACAGACUGGUGAAAGCAAUAGAACAUAUUCAGCAUUUCUCUCUGUAUGCUGAUCCUUCGUUCCGACACUUUCAGCUGGACGCCUCCAGAGAGCUGAAAGUGUUUAGCAGCAUGAACUUUAUACAAGCCCCAUUGGCUCCUGUGAUUGACACUCAAAAGACACUGGCCUAUGACCAGCUUUAUUUGUGCUGGCGCCUUCCACAGGACUCUGCCCCGGCCUGGCACUACUCAGUAGAGUAUCAGAGAAAAGUGGGUGGAGCUGGGGCAUUAUGGGGCAGAGUCCGGUCUGAGGGAGGCCCAGGAUCUAAUGGCACACACUGUCCAUGGCAGCGUCUGGAUGAUGUGGGUGGGACUAGUGCAGUGAUUGACAAGCUAGAAAUGGACAGUGUGUAUGUCCUGAGAGUUAGAGGCUGUAAUAAGGCAGGCUUUGGAGAGUACAGUGAGGAGGUAUAUCUACACACACCACCUGCACCAGUGUUGUCAUUCUGCCUGGAUUCUCGCUGGGGCCUGCAUGCCGAGCGGGUGGCUCUGGGCAAAGGACAGACGUAUGCCCGGAGUGUACCUGGACUGACUCUUUUACAGGCUGCUGAUCGGGCCCUUACCUCAUGUCACCUCACCUCUGACCUCCUUGUUGCUGAUGUUUCCAUCACACAGGGACGUCAUUACUGGGCAUGCUCAGUUGAGCCUGGAUCCUACCUGGUCAAGGUAGGAGUGGGUUUAGAAGCAAAACUGCAGGAGUGGUUCCAUCUUCCGCAAGACAUGGCAAGUCCACGGUAUGAUCCAGACAGUGGUCAUGACAGUGGGGCUGAAGAUGCUCAGGACUGUCCUCCUCCAUUCUGUUUCCUCACAAUGGGCAUGGGAAAGAUCUUACUGCCCAAGUGUGGGGCAUCUAACUCUUCUACUGGCCCCCUCACUGCUCCUCUGCCACCUCGCCUAGGACUGUGUCUGGAUUUUGAGAAGGGGCGGCUCACUUUCUAUGAUGCACACUCUCUGAGAGUGCUGUGGGAGGGAACUGUUGAUUGCUCCGCCCCCGUUUGCCCAGCCUUCUGUUUCAUUGGCGGAGGGGCUCUGCAGCUGCAGGAGCUAAUAGCCAAUCGCACUGUGGAGCAAAAUCCCCCGAGACGAGUAACCAUCCAAACACGUCCCACUGAUCUCACUCACUGAAACAAACUAUGAAAGCAGUCUACUCAGCACCUUUAAGCUAAUUUUAUUUGAUCAUUUUCUAUUGAUGUUGUUUGUUUACCUGCUUAUUUCAUAGCUACUGAUGCAUUGAUACUUUAUAUUAAGAUUCACUUAAUAUCAAAGGAAAAUAUAUCUUUUGUGGUUAUGGAUGCUAACAACAUGUAGGUCAGUAUUAAAUAAUGAGGAAUCAUUUGUUUUUAUUUUGACUGAAGACAAAACAAUGAAAAUGUAAAUCAGGUUUACUUAUAUUCAUGAUGCAGGAUGAUAAAAGUUUAGUCUUAAACAAUUCAUUUUCAAAGUUUUUAUUAAAGCAAAUAGGGCUGUCAAUUUAACGCAUUAAUACAGUGAGAUUAAUUCAAAUAAAAAUAAUAAUAAAUAAACAUGUUAAAACAUUGUUCAAACUACAUUUUACUUGACACAGCAAUCUUAAAAUGCUGCAUUUGUGAUGUGACACAUCCAAAGUAAGACGCAACAAAAGUGUCCGUCUGAUGCCUGUAUACAUUUAUAUAUAUCUUCUUAAAAAGACCUUAUAAUAAAUAUAAGACAGAUUGAAGAAUUAAAUUGCAAAAUAGAUUGCUUUGAACUUUAAGCCAAUGAUAACCUUAUGAGAAAAUAAUAUUUAAAUAAACAAUAUAUUGCCUUCUAAAGACACUUUUUGUUUUGUAUUAUUUUUAAUGCUUUA
This is a messenger RNA of Xyrauchen texanus (razorback sucker), 3217 nucleotides long. Its product is annotated as tripartite motif-containing protein 46-like. Gene Ontology annotation, molecular function: zinc ion binding; protein binding. NCBI's taxonomy places the organism in Eukaryota, Metazoa, Chordata, Actinopteri, Cypriniformes, Catostomidae. Bases 196 to 2517 code for a protein of 773 amino acids. The transcript is spliced from 13 exons. The record is from RefSeq and is a predicted model, not a curated record.